Molecule: messenger RNA, 768 nt
Organism: Rhagoletis pomonella (apple maggot)
Lineage: Eukaryota; Metazoa; Arthropoda; Insecta; Diptera; Tephritidae
Product: peptidyl-prolyl cis-trans isomerase-like 3
Exons: 4
Coding region: 194-679 (161 amino acids)
Biological process (GO): protein peptidyl-prolyl isomerization
Cellular component (GO): catalytic step 2 spliceosome
Molecular function (GO): peptidyl-prolyl cis-trans isomerase activity
Source: RefSeq, a predicted model, not a curated record
UAAUCAAUUUAUCCCUUUAUCUCUUUAGAUGAAGACCCCUAAUAUUCGUCGAAUACGAGUUCCGAGCACUUUGAGUCAGGGGUCGCACCCGUUACUUGGUAACGUAACGAAUACAUACGGUUUGCUACAGCUCUAAUUUUGCCUCCAAUCGCUCUAUUUAUUUUUGCAGUGUUUUUGUUGAUUAUUCUGCACAAUGUCUAUCACUUUACACACAGACGUAGGCGAUAUUAAAAUCGAACUUUUCUGUGAGGAUUGCCCAAAGGCGUGCCACAAUUUCUUGGCGCUAUGUGCAAGCGAAUACUACAACGGAUGUGCUUUUAUUCGGAAUAUAAAAGGUUUCAUUGUGCAAACCGGGGACCCAACAAAUACUGGCAAAAACGGGAAGUCGAUAUGGGACACAAAAUUUGAAGAUGAAUUUAAGGAUACGUUGAAGCAUUCCGAUCGGGGCAUGGUCUCAAUGGCUAAUAAUGGUCCGAACGCUAACGCCAGUCAGUUUUUCAUUACAUAUGCGGCACAACCAAAUCUAGACCUGAAAUAUACACUCUUCGGAAGAGUGAUAGACGGCUUUGACGCGUUAGAUGAACUAGAAAAACUGCCCGUAAAUCCCAAAACAUAUCGUCCACAUCUUGAAAAGAAAAUAAACAGCGUCACCAUACAUGCAAAUCCCAUAGCUGGAUGAACGCAGUCGGGAGGUUUAUUAUAAAAAUUAAGGUUUAAAUGUGAAAAAAUUAUUGUGUUGAAUUAAAAAUUUAUGGCCUUAUUCAUAAA